CUCCGGCAUCCUCAUCACCCACCGCCGCCGCCGACGCACCAAGAGCGACCGUUCGAGAGCACGCGCAUUUCGGAGAGGGUUUGAGUGGGAGUGAGACCGAGUGAUGGCGACGGAGGAAGCUGCUGCGACCGAGGUCCCGGCGACCGAGGUGGAGGCUCCGGCCGCCGCGGAGGCGGAGGCGAAGCCCGCGAAGAAGGCGGCCAAGGCCGUGAAGGAGAAGAAGGCAAAGGAGCCCAAGGCCAAGAAGGCCGCCGCCCCGAGGAAGCCGGCAGCCCACCCGCCGUACGCCGAGAUGAUCAUCGAGGCGAUUGCGGCGCUGAAGGAGAGGACCGGGUCGAGCUCGGUGGCCAUCGGCAAGUACGUGGAGGAGAAGCACAGCGGGAAGCUGCCGCCCAACUUCCGCAAGCAGCUCGCCGUGCAGCUGAAGAAGCUCGCCGCCGCUGGGAAGCUGACCAGGGUCAAGAACUCCUUCAAGCUACCCGCCGCUGCCGACGCCAAGCCGAAGCCCGUCGCCGCCGCCAAGCCGAAGCCCAAGGCCGCCGCCAAGCCCAAGGCGUCCCCGAAGGCCAAGGCCAAGACCGCUGCCAAGCCCAAGGCGGCGUCCCCCAAGGCGAAGGCCAAGACUGCGGCCCCGAAGCCCAGGGGCCGCCCCCCGAAGGCUGCCAAGACCUCCGCCAAGGACUCGCCGGCCAAGAAGCCCGCGGCUGCAGCCAAGAAGAAGGCCGCGGCGGCGCCCAAGAAGCCCGGGACCCCCAAGAAGGCGGCCGCCGCGCCGUCCAGGAAGGGCGCGGCGAGGAAGGCCAAGAAGUAGACACCCACCGACGCCGGCGACCCUCCCUUCCCCGCCCUUCGCCUAUAGAUGCUCCCUUCCUUUUUGAUCCAUCCAUAGCGUUCUCAGAUGGAACCAUGCCUAGCUCUAGAUUUGUCAGUAGCAUCAGCGGCAGUAGUCAUCUGUAAAAACUUGAGAUGUCGAUCGCGCCUCCCAAGCUCGUCGUCAUGCUCCUCCUGCUCGCCUGUAUGAUGAACAAGUUAUAAUAGUAUGUUAUGCUCCUGGGUUUGCUACCCUAA
Messenger RNA from Phragmites australis (common reed), 1068 nucleotides. RefSeq names its product histone H1-like. The record is from RefSeq and is a predicted model, not a curated record. Gene Ontology annotation, biological process: nucleosome assembly; chromosome condensation; negative regulation of DNA recombination. The coding region runs from base 104 to 811 and encodes 235 amino acids. Gene Ontology annotation, cellular component: nucleus; nucleosome. NCBI's taxonomy places the organism in Eukaryota, Viridiplantae, Streptophyta, Magnoliopsida, Poales, Poaceae. The transcript is spliced from 2 exons. Gene Ontology annotation, molecular function: double-stranded DNA binding; structural constituent of chromatin; nucleosomal DNA binding.